Andrographis paniculata is the source of this 1973-nucleotide messenger RNA. Its product is annotated as cytochrome P450 77A2-like. Bases 243 to 1781 code for a protein of 512 amino acids. Gene Ontology annotation, cellular component: membrane. Lineage: Eukaryota; Viridiplantae; Streptophyta; Magnoliopsida; Lamiales; Acanthaceae. The transcript has a single exon. The record is from RefSeq and is a predicted model, not a curated record. Gene Ontology annotation, molecular function: heme binding; oxidoreductase activity, acting on paired donors, with incorporation or reduction of molecular oxygen, NAD(P)H as one donor, and incorporation of one atom of oxygen; iron ion binding.
UAUGGUUGUUAACCUCCAUUAAUGGCGUCCAACAACUCCCCCUUCCUCCUUCGACCUCUCUUCUUUUCACCUGUAAUUUCGAAUACACACUGGAACCAAACCCUAACCCUAAUCCACAGCUGAUUUAAUUUGGGUCCUUAAUUAAUUAAUUGCUUCCACCCGUAAUUUCAAGCUCCACCUGUUGAUAUACAUUCCCCGAUUUCCCCCAAUUUCUGCACUCCGAGCUCCGGUCAUCUUCAUCAAUGGAGUUCCUACCUUUCCUGCUCUCCUCUGCGCUCUUUGCCGCUUCAAUUUUCGUGUUUUUUCUCUCCAGGAAGUCCCGCUCGAAGAAGCUCAACCUCCCGCCGGGGCCGCCGGGGCAGGCGGUGGUCGGAAACCUCUUCCAGGUGGCGCGCUCCGGGAAACCGUUUUUUCAGUACGUCAGGGAACUUAUCCCUCAGUACGGACCGAUUCUGACUCUCCGGAUGGGUCGCCGGACGAUGAUCGUGAUCAGCGGCGCCGAUUUGGCCUACGAGGCGUUGAUCGAGAAAGGGCAGAUUUUCGCGACCAGACCGCCGGAAAAUCCGACGAGGACCAUUUUUAGCAGCAACAAGUUUACGGUGAACGCGGCGGUGUACGGGCCGGUGUGGCGGUCGCUGCGGCGGAAUUUGGUGCAGAAUAUGCUCGGAGCGGCGAGGGUCCGGGAGUUCCGCGCCGCCCGCGCGGCGGCGAUGGAGAAGCUGGUGGAGAGAAUCGCCGCCGAGGCGGAGGCGAACGGCGGCUCUGUUUGGGUGCUGAAGAACGCGAGAUUCGCCGUAUUUUGUAUUCUUCUGGCGAUGUGCUUCGGCGUCGAAUUGGACGAGGAGACGAUCGAGGAAGUCGAUUUGAUGAUGAAGAAUGUUUUGAUUGUUCUCGAUCCCAGAUUGGAUGAUUUCCUGCCGUUGCUCCGCCCCUUCUUCGCCAAGCAGCGGCGGCGCGUGAUGGAGGUGCGCCGCCGGCAGAUCGAAACCCUAGUUCCCUUAAUUGAGCGCCGCCGCCGCGAAAUUAGGGAUUUGGGGUCGAAUCCGCCGCCGCCGGCGGCGAAGAUUGCGUCGUUUUCGUACCUCGAUACGCUGUUUGAUUUAAAAAUCGACGGCCGGAAGUCGGUGCCGUCGGACGCGGAGCUGGUGACGCUCUGCUCGGAGUUUCUCAACGGCGGUACGGACACCACCGGGACGGCGAUCGAGUGGGCGGUGGCGCGGCUGAUCGAGAAUCCGAAGAUCCAGACGCGCCUCCGCGACGAGAUCGUAGCCGCCGUGGGGGAGCGGCGCGUGGACGAGAAGGACGUGGAGAGAAUGCCGUAUUUAAACGCCGUCGUGAAGGAGCUUCUCCGGAAGCAUCCGCCGACGUACUUCGCGCUGACGCACGCCGUGACGGAGCCGGCGAAGCUCGCCGGAUACGACAUUCCGACGGACGCCAACGUCGAGUUCUUCCUGCCGGGGAUCUCCGACGACCCGAAGAUAUGGCCCGAACCGGACCGGUUCGACCCGGACCGGUUCUUCUCCGGUCGGGAGGAGGCCGACAUUACCGGCGUCUCCGGCGUGAAAAUGAUGCCGUUCGGCGUCGGCCGGCGGAUCUGCCCCGGGCUGGGGCUGGCGACGGUGCACGUGAGCCUGAUGCUGGCGAGGAUGGUGCAGGAAUUCGAGUGGUCGGCGGCGGCGGCGGCGCCGGUGGAUCUGAGCGAGAAGUUGGAGUUUACGGUGGUGAUGAAGAACAGCCUUAGGGCUAAGGUCACGCGGCGGUCGCCGCCGUCCGUACAAUAAUUAUUUAAUUAAUUAAUAAUUUAUUUGUAUUGAAUUCAAUUGCUGGUGGCUGUUUUAUUACGUCAAAUUAUAAUUGCUUGUGUUGUUAUUUUUUGAAAUUGCUGUUUGUUUGGGAAUUUAUUUUAUUUGUAAAAUUGUUGUAUUGGCUUUGCUUGGAAAGUAUUGUCGUAUCUAUUUAUGGUUUAUUUGCCA